Messenger RNA from Caenorhabditis auriculariae, 5466 nucleotides. Lineage: Eukaryota; Metazoa; Nematoda; Chromadorea; Rhabditida; Rhabditidae. The record is from the annotation of a GenBank genome assembly.
AUGUUUACAGGAGCUAUAUUGCGAGAAAAAGAAGACGCUCAUAUCGAGGCAGCUUUGAGAUAUGCCGCGGAAUGGCUCACCCAACGAGGAAUUUACGGCGAAAUCGACUUGUUGAUCGAGCAUAUAACAGUUUUGGACCAUUACGAUGCGCUCAAAAAGGGUUUGUUUGAAAUGACUUUCGAUUUUACUGAUUCUAAGAACUCCAGAGUUUGUAUUACGAAGUAAAUAAAUAUUUUAAGCUUGCGCGAUGGUCGGCAAGAAGGACGUGAUCGCCUUGGUCGGGGGAUCCCAUGCCGCCUUGAACUCUCAAUUAGAGAGAUUGACUGAUGAGGUUUGGAAUAUAAUAUUCAAUUGAAAAUAUAAAAAAAUCUUUCAGUUGGAUAUUCCUCUCUUAACAGCCACCGACGACUUGGACACGCGCUUGGGCACAACGAAAAUCGACUUUUUCCCAAGGCCCCAACUUUUCGAAGCCGUCGUAGACCUUUUCACCCAUUGGAAAUGGAACCGGAUCGUUUUGGUCUACGAGGAUGAUGAGAGUUGGUUUUCUUAUUUUUCUCAAGAGUUUUAAAGGUAGAGAAAGACGAUUAAAAGUUAAAAAACGGCUGGUGAACUGCCCAAAUUCGCACUGAGACGAUUAGAACUAUCAAUUUUCAAAAAGGAAAAAAAUGGCAAAAAAGGUUCUGCGUUCGGGGGGAAUCGAACCCCCGUCGAAUUCUUGGAAGGCAUCCAUGCUGACCAUUACACCACGAACGCUGAUGCAGUUCCUGGCGCCAGAUUUGGACAUAUCGCCGCUAAUGCUUCCCGGUAACAUGAAGGGUUUUUUUUCUUUCCUUCUAAUUUCCGAACCUUUUGAUUAACCAUUUUCUCAAGACGGUUUUAGUUUCAAAAUGUCGGAAAUGCCCGUUUCUGACAAUUUUCAUUAGAUAACUCCUAAAAAUUGACAUUUUCAGGGAUAAGAAGACUCGAACAGCUCCUAGAAAGUGAGCAAUAUUCUACAAUACGUUUUUAUUUGAUCAAAGUCCAAGAAGGAAAUUAUUUAACAGCCGCCCGGGAGGUCCUUCUGAAAUUAAUCUUUCCAAGUUAAAAACGAUUUUUGAAGGUCAAAGAAUUGGAGGAAUGUCGUGUUUUGCACCGGAAAGACUGCCCUGAAUUCAGCAGAUUAUUACUUGAUUUGAACCCGGAACAAACCAACAAUUUUCUUUUGGCGGUAGUAUAUUUGAGAAAAUUGAAAAAAAAAUUUUAGGCGCUGCAAAUGGGUCUCAUCGAGUUGAAGCAUUGGUUCUUGUUGACGAACAUGGUAAGUCUUUAGGUAGGGACCGCAGACGAAUUUUCAAAAAAAUUUUUUCAGCAUUGAGCUUUGUAUGGUUCGAUAGCUGUUUCGAUUCAAAACUCAGAACCGUUUAGUUUUUCAAAAAAGAUUGAGGAUGAAAAAAGUUAUGACGGAAAAGGUGGCGCGCCGCGCACCAUGUUUUUAGUACUGAAAAUUUGGUAUUUCCAUUUUUGACAUUUUUCUCGAUUUUUCUUCUAGAACAAGUUUUGAUACUGGUCUAUUAUGAUGUAACAAAUCAUAAUAGAGUGCUGAAAUGAUGCUAAUCAGCUAGUUUGCCGAAAAAGUCGGUAUUUUCCAGAAAACAAAAAACUGGCGCUUGCGGGCAUCGAACUCGCGACCUCAAAAUGUAAAAUCGGAGCGCACGCGUUGCGCCAAGCUGUUAGGUCCAACGCGGGGAGCUUCCAUCCGCCAUACCCUUGAGCCGUUUGAAUAGCACAGAUUGCCUAUUUCAAAAAAAUAAAAAAACUUGAAGUAAUUUAGCUAUUUUUUUAUCAGAAUAUGUUCGCAAAUCUUUACUCAAACGUUUCGUGGAAAUUCACUUCGAAAAAAACUGUUUUUUUAGUGCUUUUUGCCUCGUUUAACGAUCGCUGCAUUAAAAACGGCCCCGUAAAUUUUUUUGGCAAAGACGAAUUUUUUUUAUUUUUAUUCUUUUAAUUGAAAGAUUUUUUUACUAAUAAAUGUAUAUAAUCGUUUGAAAAAAACCUGCGUUCGACCGCUUUCUGUGUGAUAAACGCCGCUAAUUUUUUUCUCUAGUUUCAAGAGCAUUUUUUUGCGUAUUAAACAACUUUUUUUCAAGCACAGGUGCUGUGGAGAAAAAAAUUUAAGUAAGACCAUGGUCUAAAUUUUUGAAAAAAACAAAAAAACUCGAUUAUAUUCGCUUAUUAACGAUAUUUUGAAUUAUGACUUUCGGCGCUCCCUAAAAAUUUUUUUGGCAAAGACGAAUUUUUUUAUUUUAUUGUUUUAAAAAUUACCGUUACUUGAAUCAAAAAUCAUUAUUUAAAAAAAGAAAGAGUGCGUUCGACCUAAAAACACAUGAAAAAAAGCAAAAAAACGACAAAAAUUUUUUUAGUUCCAUUCACGUUUUUUUGUACGACAUUCCGCGAGAACGCAUCAAAAAAAGCGUGAAAUAUUUUUUUAAACGAAAGAGGAAGCUUUUUCUGUACAUGUGUGUCAAAUUUUAUUCGCCAGUUCCACAUAUUUUACAACUACAACAAAAUGAAAGUUGAAAACCAAAAAAAAGCCACUUUUUCUAUCGCGAAAAGGGGCGUGGCUUUGCGGUCCCUAUCUUUAGGUUUUUAGAUUAAAAUCUGGGAGCUGCUUUUUGGGAGCUGCUUUUUGGGCGCUGCAUUCUGGGAGCUGCUUUCUGGGCGCUGCUUACUGGGCGCCGCUUACUGGGAGCUGCUUUUUGGGAGCUGCUUUUUGGGCACUGCUUCUUGGGGGCUGCUUUCUGGGCGCUGCUUACUGGGAUCUGCUUUUUGGGAGCUGCUUUUUGGGAGCUGCUUUCUGGGCGCUGCUUACUGGGCGCUGCUUUCUGGGCGCUGCUUACUGGGCGCUGCUUCCUGGGAGCUGCUUUUUGGGCGCUGCUUUCUGGGCGCUGCUUACUGGGAGCUGCUUUUUGGGCGCUGCUUACUGGGAGCUGCUUUUUGGGCGCUGCUUACUGGGCGCUGCUUACUGGGAGCUGCUUUCUGGGCGCUGCUUACUGGGCGCUGCUUACUGGGCGCUGCUUACUGGGCGCUGCUUACUGGGCGCUGUUUACUGGGCGCUGCUUACUGGGCGCUGCUUUCUGGGAGCUGCUUACUGGGCGCUGCUUACUGGGCGCUGCUUACUGGGCGCUGCUUCUUGGGAGCUGCUUUCUGGGAAGUUCUUCCUGGGCGCUGCUUUCUGGGCGCUGCUUACUGGGCGCUGCUUACUGGGCGCUGCUUUCUGGGAGCUGCUUCCUGGGAGCUGCUUUUCGGGCGCUGCUUCUUGGGCGCUGCUUCCUGGGAGCUGCUUUCUGGGAAGUUCUUCCUGGGAGGUUGUUUUUAAAAUCUUCGAAGUUUUUUUUGGUUUUCUCUGGUAAGAAGGAUCUUUUGGGCUUCCGGGCUUCCGGGCUUUUGAGAGCUGCAAGUUUCAAAAAAGUCUUCAGGAACUGUCGACGAUGAACAUGGAAUUGUUCCGGUACAAUCAUGCCCGGUUUAUCUCUCCUUAUCCGGUCGACGCCAACUGGCUCACAGAAAAUCGCGACGCCUUCAACUUCACCCACUUUAAGGAGCACAUUUCGGACACCUGGGCCUCAAAGACUGAAAACAGUAAAAACUUGAAAAUGGUUAUGAACGAAACUUUGAUGAGGAUGAAGAAAUCGAGAAAGUUCAGAUGGAAGCUGUUUUCACCUUUGAUGCAGUUUACGCGUUUGCCAACGUCUUCGCUGAUCUGUCCAAUGUCAUGCAGGUAUUUCUAUCUCGUUUGAAAACCAGAUUUUCUUCUCACUUAACUGACCAAGUUGGUCACUUUAAGAGGUAUUAUAAAGUUUGAGUUUUUCUUCAUUUUGUUGUUCGCCUUCUCAAAAGUUGCAGUCUUCAAAGUUUGUUCACUUGAGGGACCACUUAUUCAGAUGCACGACGCACCACAGACGAGUUGUCGUAGGCCCACUCAUAGUGCCAGGAAAUAUCAACACGGGCGGUCAAUUAUUAAUGGACUAGUUCAUAAUGUAAGCUCUCCGCAGAAAUAAAUAAACGUCUGAACUUUAAAACUGUCUCAGAAUCUGCAUGGUUUGAGCGGAGACUUGCGAAGGCUUAACGGACACCCGUUGAAGAGCAACUUCUCGAUGAGAAUCCACCUUCUUGGCUACAGCGGCAGACUGGAAGAUGUAAGACUUGAAUGACACUCUGACCUGUCUACGCUCUCUUUUCAUUCACCGUCUAGGUCGUAGAACCCUGAAAGUAGCAUGGAAAGACGAGAGAACGCAGAGAAAUCAGACUAUUCUAAAAUGAAUUUUUAAAAUUUCAAAUCAGAUUGGAUUCUGGGAACCAGCUACCAAUGUCCACGUCAACAUGUCCGGCGACUCGAAAGCUCAACUUCAAAGGAAUGUUCAAGUUUCCGACGAGUUGAAGCCCCAUUUUCGAGUCACUACUAUCAUGGUAAGCAUUUUUAGAAUUUAUUAAAAUAUUUUAAAAUAUUAAGCAAUUGAAAAAAUUGGUCAUUUAAAACUUUCCCUUGCUUUAUUGAGAGCUUACAAGAGAUUUUGAUGGCAAUGAAAAAUGGCAAAAAGAGUUCUGCGUUCGGGGGGAAUCGAACCCCCGUCGAAUGCUUGGAAGGCAUCCAUGCUGACCAUUACACCACGAACGCUGAUGCGGUUUCUGGCGCCAGAUCUGGACUUAUCACCGCCUAAGCUUGGAUUACAUGAAGGGAAAGAGCGACAUGAAGUUUUCAUUUUUGUUAGCUUCUGGUUUAGUGGUUUGCAUAACUGUCUUCAAAGUAAGCGACGCGGUUUCAAAUCCGCUUGAGGAGAUUUUUAUUGCAUUUUUUUGAUUUCUUGUUUCAGGAGCGCCCAUACGUCAUGUUGAAGAAAAACCACUACGAGUUGGAUGCGAAUUCGAAAUUCGAAGGGUUUUGUAUUGAUUUACUGGCUGAGCUGUCCAAAGAUCUAGGUUUUACCAAAAAAUAAGAUCAAAAAAAAUUUUUUUAAGGUUUCACCUACACAGUUCACGCAGUUAGAGAUGGAAAAUACGGAAAUGACAAUUUUGGGAAUGGAACUUGGGAUGGGAUGAUUGGCGAGAUUCUGAGAGGGGUGAGACUUUUUUUUUGAUUGAAAAAUAUUCUGACCUGUCUCCGCUCUCUUUCCUCUUGCUGUCGAGAGAUGUAAAUAGAAUUCAAAAAUGAGAGGGCACAGAGAAGCCAGAAAUUCAAGUUUUUUUUCCAGGAGGCCGAAAUGGCCGUCGCCCCACUUACGGUCAAUUUCCGGAGAUCAGAAGUCGUCGAUUUUACCAAACCGUUUUUGUCCCUCGGAAUUAGUAUUCUUUAUAAGGUUUCAUUUUUUUUUCAAUAAAUAAAAAUUGGAAUUUUUCCAGGUGCCUGACGAUCAACAACCGGACCUAUUUUUCUUUCCUGAAUCCUUUGUCUUGGCAGAUUUGGGUGGCGAUUGGGACGGCUAUUGGUGA